Dracunculus medinensis (Guinea worm) is the source of this 729-nucleotide messenger RNA. The record is from the annotation of a GenBank genome assembly. Lineage: Eukaryota; Metazoa; Nematoda; Chromadorea; Rhabditida; Dracunculidae.
AUGGCAAAGAAAAUAACAGUCGUGGUACCAAUAGAAAAUGGAGAACCUCUAGGAGCGAUACCGGAUGAAAAACUCGUUAUCAACAGCGUGCAACCAGGAACAAUCGCCGAUGGAAAACUUAAGGUUUAUAAUAUUGCAUUAGGCAAAAUUGAUGAUCCAAAAUCGCUGAUUGUUUUAAAGGUUGGCGAUCAAAUCCUGAAGCUAAACAAUACAGAUAUCAAAGGCCUUAACCAUUUCUUUCACUUGUUACGUUUCGCACCACCGUCCGCUGAAUUAUUAAUUUUGCGCGACGAGAAAAAAGCUGAAGAACUUGCUGCAAAAAUUAAUAUUCCAACGGAGCGAACUAAAUAUAUUACUCAUUUUCAAAAUCGCGUCCUCGUUUCACGAUGUGAGGCAAAUUCGCUAUCUGCUGGAUGCCUUAAAGUCGGUGAUCACAUAAUUGAUGUCGAUGGUCAGCCCGUGUCAAAUAAAAAAGUUUGCCGAGAUUUACUUUUAAUUCGAAACUUUGUGACUUUGGUUGUGGAACGGCCGGAAUCGAUGGAAGCCAAAUAUUGGGUACAGAAUGCUUUAACUGCUUCUACACUGCCAUCAGUUUCCAUGAGUAGUGAUGUUCAAGAAAUUGCAGCAAGACAACGCGAAAAAAUGAAAAUGAACCUUAAAGUAAGACUCGCUCCACCGGCUUGUCGCACUAGACAAAUAUUUGAAAUGUUCUUACCAAUUAGUAAUUAA